Messenger RNA from Thalassophryne amazonica, 1724 nucleotides. Its product is annotated as probable phosphatase phospho1. The coding region runs from base 138 to 917 and encodes 259 amino acids. The record is from RefSeq and is a predicted model, not a curated record. The transcript has 2 exons. Gene Ontology annotation, molecular function: phosphatase activity. NCBI's taxonomy places the organism in Eukaryota, Metazoa, Chordata, Actinopteri, Batrachoidiformes, Batrachoididae.
AAAACCCUGCGUGUCCUUCAGCGGGAGUCUCCUCUGAGCGCGCCCGCGCGCCGUCACUGGAUGCGGUCACCCGAACCGAACCGAAACGUGCGUGUCCGUGCCCAGCUCCGGGAGCGCCCACCCAUCAUAAACCAAAGAUGACAGCUCCUUCUAACUGUACCCAAAAUGCCUCACAGGAGCACCAGUUUUUGAUGUUCUUUGACUUUGAUGAGACCAUCAUCAAUGAAAACAGCGACGAUGCUGUGGCUCGUACUCUGCCGGGACAGCAGCUUCCUGACUGGCUGAAAAACUGCUUCAGAAAGGGGCAUUAUAUUGAGCAUUCACAGCGGAUUUUGGCUUAUAUGGCAGAGCAGGGUGUCUCUAAAGACGCCAUCCAGUCUACAGUGGAGGCAAUCCCACCUUCACCUGGCAUCAUGGCCCUCUUUCAGUAUUUGCAGAACCACCUGCAGGACUUUGAGCUUGUGGUGACCUCCGAUGCCAACAUGUACUUCAUUGAGACGUGGCUGGAGCAUGCUGGGGUGCGUCACCUUUUUCGAAAGAUUUUCACGAAUCCUGGCAGUUUUGAUGCAAAAGGUCAGCUUGUGUUGCUCCCUUUCCACUCCAACUCCUGCUCCAGUUGUCCAGACAAUAUGUGCAAGCAGGUGAUCCUUCGGGAAUACCUUGCUGACCGACAGAAGGAGCGCGGUGGUGUACCUUUUCACAGGGUAUUCUAUGUCGGUGACGGAGCCAAUGAUGUCUGCCCUUGUCUGGCUCUAGGGCCAAAUGACAUGGUCUUCUCCAGGAGGGACUACCCUAUGCACAAGCUACUGAUGGAGAUGCAAAAGUCCCAGCCAACCAAGCUAAAGGCAAACAUAUUUCCAUGGACCAGCGGUUUGGAUGUCAAGCAUAUCCUAAAAAAAACAAUGGAGGAGAGAUGAAAUGUGCAUGCGUGUACGUUUACAGCUAAACAGUUGCUGUAGCUCGUAAGCAAAGGCACAAGCUUAACCCCAAGAUAGCCACAGGGCAUAGUCAGCAGCACUGAGUCACAUUAAUGGUAGUCUGGCAUAAUUCUUUAUUCUACUAAAGUAAUUAAGAAGGUCAUGUUAUGCACAUCAAACUUUGUAGCUAAAAACUACCAUGUUCCCCAUUUAGGUCUCUAAGAAAAACCUGCUUCUAUGCCUGUUGCUUUAAAUGGAAUUGCCACACCCUCUCUCCCUUCAAGGAUCCAGCAGCUUUGUGUCUUAGGCCCCUUUCACACUGGGCCCACUUCAAGUUGCGUCGUGCGGCGUCAUGACGACGCCACAUGGAUGCAACCUAGUGCCGAGAUGAUGCAGCUCAACGCCACAACACUGUGACGAACGCAAAGGACGAAGCAAAUCGGAUGCCAAAAAUUCAACAUGUUAAUUUUUUCUGCGUCGAGCACAGGACACAGAAGGAAGUGGUUUCAAGACAAGUCAAGGCAAAGCAACGGUACUCAACGUCAAUUUAUGAUUCCUGCUGUGUUUCAUUGUUCCCGAAGUAUAAAUCACGCAGGAUUGUUUUUAUACCAUGUACACAAUGCAGUAACUACACGCUCAAAGAGCACAGAAAAAAAAAUGCUGAUUGCAGCUUGACAGCUGCUGCAGCUACUCGCUUUUAAAAUCUCUCACAACUGUGUUUAAAUAAAAUCCAUAAAAGUCCUGCUCACAGACUGAUUGCCAGAGGCAGGACAUGACCACAUCCAGUAAAAAGUCCAGACAUUUCCA